UAAAAUUAUCUACUACUCAUAUUUUGAUCUAAAUAUAAAAAAUGAGAAAGGAAGUGAAGGCUGUUGAUAUGACAGCAAUUCCAGUGACAUUUCAGGACCCACCUCUUCCUCCCCCUUCCAUCUUUUUCCACUGAAGUCCACUGCGGCAGUCACCAGGAACAUCUCAAGUCUUCCAGGAGUGGCUGCUUUCCUGCUGUUUGUGCUGGGCUGCUCAUACAGGUGGCAAUUAAGACGUGCAGUCUGUUUUGGGGCCAGAAGGAGCUUGCAGAAAUCAUCAGGAAUGUGGGACCGGUGGAAAGAAAAGCAUCCUUGGCAUACACGGAGGAAAGCAAUCUCCAGGUCAGGCCUCCAGCACUUGGCUCCUGUGCAUUCCCUCAACAUUGCAAUCUCCAAUGGACCUGUGAAGGAACCAAGGGCAGCCUUAGAGUGGACUGAAAAUGCUGUUAAUGGAGAGCAUCUGUGGUUGGAGACAAACGUUUCUGGGGAUCUCUGUUACCUGGGGGAGGAAAGCUGCCAAGUGAAAUUCUCAAAAUCUGCUCUGCGGAGGAAAUGUGCUGCCUGCAAGAUUGUGGUCCAUAAUGCGUGCAUGGAGCAGUUAGAGAAGAUUAACUUUCGCUGCAAACCAACUUUCCGAGAAGGGAGCUCCAGAUCUCCAAGAGAAAACUUUGUCCGACAUCACUGGGUACACAGACGGAGGCAGGAGGGGAAAUGUAAGCAGUGUGGAAAGGGCUUUCAGCAGAAAUUCUCCUUCCAUAGUAAAGAGAUUGUGGCUAUCAGUUGUUCCUGGUGCAAGCUGGCGUUUCAUAACAAAGUCACCUGCUUCAUGCUACAUCACAUUGAGGAGCCGUGUUCUCUCGGAGCUCACGCAGCUGUCAUUGUGCCUCCCACCUGGAUCAUUAAGGUGAAGAAACCUCAGGGGGUCUCCAUACCAGGAGACGAGACUGAUUGGGCAGGAGACUGGAGCCCCGAAGGGGAAACGGGCGUCUCCUACCCCUAUUGGGAGGGUUGGCAGAACUCAUUAAAGACUUCAACACGGCGAAAGAAGAGGACGUCUUUUAAAAGAAAAGCCAGCAAAAGAGGCAAUGAUGAUAACAAAGGUCGACCAUUUGUGAUAAAGCCUAUUUCCUCUCCACUCAUGAAACCACUGUUGGUUUUUGUAAAUCCAAAAAGUGGAGGGAACCAGGGCACCAAGGUUCUCCAAAUGUUUAUGUGGUAUUUGAAUCCACGCCAGGUCUUUGAUCUCUCUCAGGAAGGGCCAAAAGAUGCGCUGGAGCUGUACAGAAAAGUGCCAAACCUGCGGAUCCUGGCCUGUGGUGGGGAUGGAACGGUUGGCUGGAUCCUCUCUAUCCUAGAUGAGCUGCAACUCACUCCCCAGCCUCCUGUGGCUGUCCUUCCACUUGGCACUGGGAAUGACCUUGCCCGCACCCUCAACUGGGGUGGGGGUUACACAGAUGAGCCUGUGUCCAAGAUCUUGUGUCAUGUAGAAGAUGGGACCAUUGUCCAGCUGGAUCGAUGGAAUCUCCAGGUUGAGCGCAACCCAGAUUUGCCACAGGAUGAGCUGGAAGAUGGGUCACGUAAGCUUCCGCUCAAUGUCUUCAAUAAUUACUUCAGCCUUGGGUUUGAUGCACAUGUUACACUGGAGUUCCACGAAUCCAGAGAAGCAAAUCCAGAGAAAUUCAACAGCCGAUUUAGAAAUAAAAUGUUUUAUGCAGGGGCAGCCUUUUCAGACUUCUUGCAAAGAAGCUCAAGAGAUUUAUCCAAGCACGUUAAAGUUGUGUGUGAUGGUACAGACCUGACUCCAAAGAUCCAGGAGCUGAAGUUCCAGUGUAUAGUGUUUUUAAACAUUCCCAGGUAUUGUGCUGGCACAAUGCCCUGGGGAAACCCUGGAGAUCACAGAGACUUUGAACCUCAGCGCCAUGAUGAUGGCUACAUUGAAGUCAUUGGGUUUACCAUGGCCUCACUGGCUGCUCUCCAAGUGGGUGGUCAUGGAGAGAGGCUGCACCAGUGCCGUGAGGUGACGCUUUUAACGUACAAGUCUAUCCCCAUGCAAGUGGAUGGUGAACCUUGUCGGUUGGCUCCCUCACUCAUUCGGAUCUCCUUAAGGAACCAAGCCAACAUGGUGCAGAAGAGCAAGAGGAGAACAUCCAUGCCUUUGUUGAAUGAUCCUCAUUCCAUCCCUGAUCGCCUGCGGAUCAGAGUGAACCGGAUUAAUUUGCAAGAAUAUGAAGGGCUACAUUAUGACAAGGAAAAACUCCGUGAAGCUUCCAUUCCCUUAGGAAUUAUAGUUGUUCGAGGAGAUUGUGACUUGGAGACCUGUCGUAUGUAUAUUGACCGUCUACAAGAGGACCUACAGUCAGCAACUUCUACUACACAGAGAGUUCAUUACCAGGACCAAGAAAGCUCUUUCCCAAGAGUACUUUCUGUUCAGAGGCUCUCUCCUAGAUGGUGCUUCCUAGAUGCAACUUCUGCUGAUCGUUUUUACCGCAUUGACAGAUCUCAGGAACAUUUGCACUUUGUGACGGAAAUUUCGCAGGACGAGAUUUUUAUUCUGGAUCCAGAGCUGGUAAUGUCACAGCAGGGGGGGACGCCACCUGGAAUGCCUGAUCUGGUAGUGGAGCAGGCCUCUGGAAUAUCAGAUCGGUGGAACCCUGCUGUUAGAAAGAGGAUGCUGAGCGACAGUGGCCUUGGCAAGAUUUCCCCGCACUACGAGGUACCUGACAAACAAAAGGACGCCAGCCAGGCCUAUAUGCUGCAGUCACCAGUUUCUUCAGAAGAUCAAGCACUUUUACAGGCAGUCAUAGCUGGUGAUCUGCUGAAGUUCAUAGAAUGCUGUAAAAAAGGAGCCAAUUUGCUAAUCCAAGGACCUGACCAUGGCUCCUUGUUGCAUCACGCUGCCAAGAGUGGGCAUGGCGAGAUUGUGAAGUAUAUCCUGGAACACGGUCCUUCUGAAUUACUGGACAUGACAGACAGUGAAACGGGUGAGACAGCAUUACAUAAAGCGGCCUGCCAGCGCCAUCGUGCCAUCUGCCAGCUCCUGGUGGAUGCGGGAGCCUCGCUGAGAAAGACAGACUCCAAGGGUAAGACUCCUCGUGACAGGGCUCAGCAAGCUGGUGAUCCAGAUCUGGCCUCCUAUCUGGAAAGUCGACAGAAUUACCAAAUGGUUCCCCAUGAGGAUUUGGAAACGGCUGUCUGAUAUCUGAAAACAGAGAAGAGGAUCUUCAGAAAUAGCAAGGCUGCACCUGAGCACUUGGGCACUGUGUGAGGAAGAAGCUGAUGGAAUCAACAUGUCUCUCGCUCUCGUGGAAAAUAUCAGAGGACAUGCCACCAGUUUCUAAGGGCUACAGAGUCUUGCCACGGAACAGUUAGGUUCCAUAAGUUAGCCCAUGAUGGAUGAGGUGGGACAUUCAAAGGUCUGUGGAAUCCAUGGGCCAUGGAAAUUUACCUUAAUUGCUUCCAGCAAGUAGCAUGAACUUCUCCCAUGUUCAUCUGUACAAUUUAUUAAAAAGAAAAAGAAAAAGAAAGAGAAAGAGAGAAGUGAGUGUUGGGGGAACCAAACUAACUGGGACAUUGAAACAUAUAACCAGGCCCUCCACCAUCCCUACAUUUUCUUGCAUACCCUUAAUUCUCCCAUUCCUCUCACUUGUCAUCUGUUAAAUAGUAUCUGUUAUCUCUGUGUCCUGGUCAUGCAGUAGCAAAAAAUAUUGAGGAGUUCUGGAAUGCCCUUAGGAAGAAAAUGUUUUUACCUGCUCUGUUCCCUCCUUUGCUAUCCCUUUGGAAGCUGCUUCCUUGGUCUUCUGUUACUGGAGAGUUUUUUCACUUUUGGAGAAGAUUCUGCCUAUUGCCUUGUUUUCUAGGGUUUGGGUCAAUUUAUAACAGUAACAAAAACUAACCUCAUUGUUGCUGCAUAUGUGCUUAUGGUAUCCUGAUGAGACAGUCAUUUGAAUAGAAAGGUUAUCCAAUAUAGCCACGUUGUAUGACAGAGCAGAAAGCUGCCCCUAGGGUUUCUUGCACCAACGCUGUACUUACAAUGACCGACUGGUUUCUGUCAGCAUUCGGGCCUGACUAAAAGCUAAUAGCUAUUUUUUUUUUUUCUUUCACUUCUGGAAAGAUGGGUUUUAUGACAAGGAAAGGAAACCUUGGAGGUCAUCAGUCAGCCAUGAAUAAAUGAACAAGCACGGCAUAUAUUGGGAACAGGAAAAUUUCUUCUGGCUGAACCUGUAAACUACCUGAUUCCCCACGGGGAAUGGAAGAAAGUUUUAAAGAGAGGCUCUCCCCAAGAAAAAGGACAAGCAUCAGCUCUUUACUCACUAUAGGCUUGGAAAUUUAAACUUGCUUAGCUGCUGUAAAGGCCUGCCAUGGCUACUGUACUCAUCUGUUCUCUGUCUUACCUCAAAGAUUAUAACUACAAAAGAAGAAAAAUCAGACACACACAGACAUACAGAAAAUUUUCACCUUCAGGUUUUCUAUCAUUAAAGACAAUUCAGCUACCAGAAAUAGCAGAGCUUCCACUUUGCCCAGUUGUUAUGAAGACACUUGUGGCCCACUUUUGGCAUAAUUCUUGCAAUAGAUUUUUGAAUUUUGCUUUGCUAUUUGUUUUGACUGAUCACGUAGUGGUUGGUUUCAAAUGCAUUUCAAGGGAUAGGUCUUCGGUAGAUGUCGAUCGUCAAGAUCUCAUGCAGUUUGGAAACCAUGGAAAAAACUCAGGUCAUUGUUCAGAUAAGUUUUACUUCCUCAGUAGAAGUUGUGGAAAUUAAAUGAAUGAAAAUCCUUUCUUUAUUCUUUUUAAGUUUAUCUUUUCCCUCCUUCCCUCCCUCUCUUUCCUUCCUUCUUUUUCUCCCUCCUUCCUUCCCUCCGUCCCUCUUUCCUUCCCACCUUCCUUCCUUUCCUCCCUCCUUCCUUCCUUUUCCUUCCUUUUUGAGUGAUUCUUGUGGCAGAAAAAGAAAAGCUAUAUAUAUAUAUUAUUUUAUUUUUUCUGUUUUCAAAAGUUUAUUUGAUAUGAGCGAAAUAUUUCUUUAGUAUUUCUUCCUCUGGAAGGAAACUAUAUAUAUUUGUAAUCUAUUGAUCAAUGGCGACAUGAAAUGUAUUUUGUCUUUUUUUUUUCUAUCUUUAUUCUCGUUUGAGAAAUAAAAUAUAAAACCCAAAUUUCUUCCCUUGAUAAUAACGCAGGGGCUUAUGGUGAAGGUGUAUAUAUUGGAAAUGAAUUUGGCAAUGGUUAAAAUAAAUAUAUAAUUAUACAAUUUUGGUGUAUGUGAAACUUCCAUAAGGAAGACCCUCACCCUCACAGUAUGGUUUCAUGGUAGGCAUUGCAUCAUUUUCUAACUGUGAGAAAAGACUAUACUGUAAUAUUUCUAUAUAUUUGACUUAAAAUAUGAACGAUGCUAGCAUCAGUUGUAUCUUUUUGCUGUUUUACUGAUGUGAGAAACAGAGAGAGCUUCAGUGAUACCAGGGACUGGAUUUUGUCCUGUGCUGAGGUCAGACUGAGGCCUGAGCACAGGAUGCUCAGUGAGCACUUUGCAGCUCCCUCAUCCUUAAGUCACAAGAAGGUGGAACAAUACAGGUUUGCUCUGAUCACAGGUAGCCUCCAGAAGCCACAUGUGAAUUAUUAUACAGACUUGGGCCCGAUCCCUGUUCAUCUCCUGUAGUGCUCCCCUUGGUGCACUUGGGUGUCUCUUGUGCCCAGGGGUUGUGCGCUGUUCACAGAAGGGGCUGGUUCUGCAGUAGACAGAUUUCCUGAGCUCCUUUCUGCCAUUUGGACUGCUCAAAGUAGCUGGAGCACACAUGAGAGAGCCUGGCCUGCUUUUUUCCCUAGCAGCAGGAGUGUGAUGCUAUGAUCAGAGCGAGACAGUUGUCUAGAAAACUUACUGCUCUGUGUACGCAGUGUACUGCGGUGGCAGUUACUGUGUGAUGGAAAUAAACCCCAGUGCUGAAAUUAGGACAGGAGCUGGCUGGGUGUAGUGCCUCUUAACAUUCAAGGUGUCCAAACCACUGCACAAGUAAUGCAUUACUGGUGUGGUAUUGUACGUAGAUAACAGAGCAUGUGUAUUAUUUUUUGUGAUGGCUCAUGCACAGCCAGGGAUGUCAGAGCUUGGUUCACUGAAGGAUGAAGUUUUGGGUGAGGAUACAGCAGGAUUGUUUCUUAUUCCUUCCCCCCUGCUGUGAGAUUCCCAAUUUUGGACAGCCACUAGAAUCAGGCAGACCUCAGCCGUUAAUGGUAGCACACACAUAUUGAAUCUCUUGAGUACUUGGGAUCUAGCUUAGUACAAUAUCAUUUGUUCCUGCACUGUGUAGAGCCUGCUGGAAGCCCACUUAGAUUACACAUGAAACAUUCUGAUUUACUAGAAGUGUCUAUUCUGUGGGUGUUUCUAUAUAUGUGUGUAUAUUGCUAUAUAUAUGUAUAUUUAUAAAUAUUAGUAUGCAUAUAUAUAGACUCAUGCACACUUUUAGGACUGUGCCAUUUGAAUAACAAGGUAUCUAGGGAUGCACAGAUGCUGAGGCUGAUGGACUGGCAAAAUGUCAUUUUCCAUUUUAAUUUGUUAUUAAGGGGGACCCUUUUCAGUAGAACUGAAGAGCUCCUGAAUUGUUCCAUUGUACCGGUUUGCUAUCUCAUUCUGGAGUUAAAUGGAGGGAAAUGAAAUAUUUAUAACACUGAUAAAAUAAAGUUACUUUUAUUAUUUAAUAGCAUCAGUUACUUUUAUUGUUUCAUGCUUCAAUGCUAGAGAUAUCAUUCUGUGUUUUCCAAGGCAUGAUGAUGUCAUAUCUUUCUCUCUAAUUAUAGCACCCUUCAGUAUUGUGAGGAGUAAGGCUGAAUGACUCAUGCAAGACAGGAGGAGUGCAAGGCAAAUUUUGCAUUGGCUCACGGAAUUGAACUCUGAUUCCAGUGACUCUUUCACUAUUUCACAUGAAGGCUUCUCUGUGGGUUUACAUUUUCAGAUAUCUGUAGGUGUUUUUAAUGACAACUAUCACUUUACUUUUCACCAGCAGUAUCAACUUGUGCUGUAGCCUGGAUUCUGCUACGUAAGGACUGUCUUCUAGAAGUACCAUAGACAUAAAGAAAAUAGAACAAAAAUUAUAUUCUGUUGCCAUUGAUCUUCCCAAUUGUAUUUGCAGAGCUGAUGCUUUGUGGAUGAAUAGUUGUGUUUUAUUUUUUCUGGUAUGGCAGUGGAAUACUCUUUAAGUAGUAUUUAACAUCUUCUUUUGCUCAUUUUUGCCUUUUUUUUUUUUUUUUUUUUUUUGCUGUGACAGUAGUGUGCCUGUUAAUGAAAAUCACUAGCACACAACCCCAUGGUUGGAAGAUGACUGUUUUCCUUUCAAGCUGUACUAGAUGCCUGCUGUGGGGUGCAAUUAUGUGCUGACCCUUUCAGUUUCUCAAAAACAUGUUGAGAAGAUCUGAUUCUAGGUAAAAGCUAUGAAAUGGGCAAGGUGCAUUGGUAAUCUAAAGUUUGCUGGUGCUUAAUGAUACACAAGAAAUAUGUGAAUAUGCUGGAAGUACGGCUACUUUGAAAACACUCCAAGGACAAUUAUACCCUUACACUUCAUAUAUUCCAGGAAGGAAGCAGUUCCUUAUGCUGAGCCAUCUGAGGUGUGUCAUUUUCUUUCCUCCAUUUUUUGCAUCUUUCGCAUCAGACUAAUAUCCAUGGAGGAGACUUUGCAAGAAUGGUGUUUAAGCUUCUGUGUAAGAACUCUUCUAUUAUACUUAAAUUAACAUUUCUUUCUCCACUGUAUCUGUUUUCCAUUCGUCAAACAUUAUUUUCUCUCUUUAUUUUCCUUUGAAAUCUGAGCCAAAACGACAUUGGUUGUUUGUUUCCUACUUAAUCUAAAGCCUGAAGUGUGAGUAUCUUUAGUUAUUUCAGUGAUCCUCUUAGCAGCUUAUCAUAUAAGUGUGCCUUUCUGGAUACCUGUCUGGCUACAGGGUAUAGUAUUACAGGGUUCUCUGUGGCAGUACUCAUCUUUUCAUUUUGCUUUCUUAGCAACAGAGCAGGCAACUAUUUUCUUAGUAUUGGAUAGCUACAGCUUUAAAAUCCCAGAGCUGCCUGCCAAGAUCAGUUGAUUGCAAUGGAGAUUCAGUAAUGUGCCAAAAGUGACUUGCCAGCAUAUUGAUGAAGACCAGAAUUUUAUGCAGAGGAUGUGUCUCAAGAGUCAGUGCUUUAACUCCCUUUGGAAGGGCAGGUCAUGACUGCACUAUGAAAAUGCUUCAAGAGUAGUUAUAACUCAGCCCUGCUCCCAGAUUCUGGGGCAAACAGAAUACUUAGAGGGGCAAGGAUGGUUCAGUCUUUACUGAGGAGUUACCAGUCCCAAUAGACUGUGGGAGCUUGGCAUAGGCUGCCCCAAAGUAGGCUAAGUACCUGGAUUCUCAUUUCUGUACCCAGCAGUCAAAGGAAGGAUUGUGGGUAAGUGUACUCCAAGCUGUGCAGUGGCACCAUGCUUCUCCUGACUGCCUUACCCAAUGUCCUGUCAGUACCAGAGCUCAGUGGCCUCUCUGGCAAAUUUCCAGCCCUCCUGCCCAUGACUGUACCCACAGAGAGCAGUGUUCUCUUGUCCCCUCUACACGUGCAUUGCAGCAACGGCCCCCACCUUGGCCAAGGGAUUUCCUGGUGUGCUGCUACUGCAAUGGGGGAAAAUUCCUCCCUCAGGCCUUGAUCAUGCAAGUAAAUUCAUUACAUUUGACUUCAGUGAUUAGGCAGGCUUAGAGCUGAAUAACCUUACUGUAUUCAGCCAUCAGAGUGCAUCUUGUCUCCUGCCUUAUUUAUAGGGUGCCACAUUCCAGUCUCAGCUGCAGUUUCUUGUUUCUCAGGUUUUUUUUUUUUUUUUUUUUAUUUUUUAAAGACAAUCUAUCCUAUACAGUGCACGUGUGUUCAGUUAUACUGAGUGGGAAACACAAGCCUCUCAUUUUAAAAACUCCUCAUUCUGAUGUAACACACAACUACUAAGAAAUCUAAGCAGGGGGAUGCUUUGUAACAAAAGCAAUUGUUUCAACAUAAACACGACUAUAAUUCUGGAAAGAAUUCUAUGCUUAGCCCUUUAAAAACAGUCUAGCUUAUGCUUUUGUUUCCCUUUUAUGGAGGAGAUUUUUGGGAUCCUAAACCAGCAGUGAUUCUACUGAAACAUGCAUACAAGAAGGUGAAUAACCAAGAGAACAGAUGAGAGGUUUUCUUCAGUAAUUUGCUUUAUCCUAUUUUUGCCCUCAUCUACUAGAAACAGAAUGCUGAUAAGGGAAUGAUAUUUCAGAGCUCCCCAAUAUGCUUUGACGUGCAAGAAAUACACGCCAUUUGUUUUAGCAGUAUAGUACUACGUAUGUAAUUGCUUCAUCUAAAGCCAGCCUCUUUUUUGCUAGCAAAGUGUAACACCUGGCUCUUCAAUUAGUCCCUGUCUAGGAGUAUGCUUGACGUGUAACCUUCCACUCAGCAAAGUGUGCGUGGUUGCAAUCCGGCGCUCCAUCAUGACAAGUGCUGCAGCAAUUAGCUGAGUACUAAUGCAUGAACCACACAGCAAUUCAUUACUUAGCCUUAACCUUUAUUUUAAUGAGGGAAAUGGCCUUCUGGUUCCAACUGUCUUAAUGACCUUCAAUUAUCACUUUUUUUCCUCAGCAUGUGGCAGAGGGAGAGUGCAGUUCUUGCUCUUACAAGUAUUCAGAAAUACAAGUCUUGUCGAGGAAUGGUUAGGUUUGUAGGCAUGGAGAAGAGACUCAAGAAGCUCUUGAGCUUGAUUCAACAGACAUGAACAAUUUCAACUUGGCUAAUUGGGCUCUAAUGGAUAGUUUCCCUUAUGUAGGACUGUAAAAAAAAAAAAAAAAAAAAAAUCCUACAUGACAUUCACGCAGAAAAUGAAAGGAGGCAAGGUUAGAAAAGUAAAGCUAAGCUGGGUCCCGGGAAUGUGGACUCUACAGAGUGGAUUAUAUAAGCAUUGCUAUUUUCUGAGCAGAGAGCUGCAAUGCUAACCGUUGAAGAUCACUGUAAUGAGUAAUUCAUUUAUCACAAUUAUUAUAUGUAUAUCCACGUUUGGGGAUGCCAGAGGUUUUCCUUCCAAAUUAAUGGUAAGAAAGUCGCAUCAAAAGACAUAAUCACUACAGGCCACAAAGCAAAUUACUGUCUUCCCUCUACUGUCCCCCAGCUUGGCCCUUUUUACAGAACCAGUGCUUUUUUUUUUUUAAGCUCAGAAGGGGGGAACACUUACUGAUGUGUUUGUUCUAAUAGGAGUCGUUUGCAGCUGUGAGUUUUCUCCUGUGGUCUUGUUGUAAUAGUGUCCCCAUCUCCUUGGCACGUGAUAGCAGUAUAUUCACAUCAAUCUGAGAAAAGACGUAAGCUUGCUGGCUGCUAAUGGCAGGAAGGAAAUGGAACAUAAUUUUAUUUAAAUCUGAUUUAAAAUCAUCUUGAAUGCUCUUUGCAUUUCCUUCCUUUUUUUAUUUUUUUUUCGCUGUCAUUUUUUGUCCUUUUCCUUGGAGUCUUUACUUUCUGAUCAGUUUUCUUCCUUAGUUCACGCUGCCUUGAUUUUUGACUGGAAAGGUCAAAAUUAUGUUCAGUGGUUUGGCUCUAGGACACUUCUGCUUGACCAGCAUCACAGAUGGCUGGAUGUCCUCUGACCAUACCCAGCCAUAGGUAGGAAUAUUAAAAUUCUGCUGUACUGGGACAUGGAGCACUAAGGGCACCUCUGGGGGUAACUGUAAUGUCUCAGGAUUAAGCAAAUGGGAAGCAUCAUGAACUUGGGCAUUUUGCAUGUGAGCAGUAGAUCGUAGCCUUCCCAAACUUAGUAUUAAUAUUAAUAGGGAAAAAAAAUAGUCAUCUUUGUUGUUGUUAGUUUUGGUCCUUCUUUUUCUUUUUUUUUUCUUUCUUUUUUUGCUCUACUCUGACAUUCCUCCUCUUCACUGUUUAUUCUGUUAAAUAAUUUUUGCCUGGGCAAAUGUGACCAUGCUGCUCUGUGACAUACUUGCAAGAAGUGGCAGCUGCUUCCAAUUGGCGAGGGAGUGUGCUGUUCUCUGGUGUGAAGUGGCCAGCCCUGCUGCCACAUUGCUUUCUACUCAGAAAAAAUCAUGGGGAGAUGGCAGGGCCUUAUCAGUUUUUUUUUGUUCCAUUUACUUGUCACUCCAGAGUGAUUCUCUUCCAUCUGCCUCCUUUGAUCACACAGCAGCUUUGGGAGAAAAGAAAAUAAGUGGCUGAGCCUUCAAAGCAGUGAGCAGCCCUUGGGAGUUCUGCCUCACUUUGGCUUAGUAGCUGCACCUCACAGAUCUAGGGAAAGGGGGUUGCCUUAUAUGCAGAAAAAACCAUAUAUCACUGUACUGGCAAAAAGUGGGACCUCUUUGGAGGCUACAUAUUCCCAGCAUUCCACUAUGAGCCAGGAAGGGCAUAAAAUACAUAUGAACAUUGACAAACCUUCAAUUUAUGAAGGCUCUUCCGAACUAGGAUCAUCAAGUGUGUUUUUCUUCCUAGUGCUGGGGCAGUUGCAUAUGCUCUGCAUACAUAUGCCCUGCAACCCUACUUGAAAAUUAAUCAAGGGUUAAAAUCCGAAACAGGCUUGAGAGUUGCCAGCUUUGGCCACUGGCCCAUGAGCAUGCAGUGUGUUGGGGAAGGGAACUGGGAGUUUAAUGCCAGCAUUUCACUGUGUAAAGGUCUGCAAGGUGAAGUGUGAGAUAUGAAGGUUGUUGUAUUAUUUCGUGCUGUAAACUGUCUGCCAGUCAUUUUGGAUGCAGCCAGCUUUAUGGAAGCAGGAGACUUCUGAAUGAUUUUGGGAUGUUUAGGUGAUGAUAUAGCUGAGAAUUCACAUUCUGCAUUUCCCAUGCAAACCUUCCGACAGUCCAUGGAGGUUUCAGUGUCCUCUCUGAGUCAGUGAGCAGAACAUUUUGCUGCAAAAUACAAGCCUUCCUCUGUGCCACUGUUACUGCUACUUCGCUUCUUUCUGCAUAGCUUUUACAACAGCUAUGGCUUUGUAGACUCUCAUUGGGAAUAACCAUGAUGCUUUGUGGGGAAAGAUUAUUUUCUUAUGGAUACAAAUACCAAGCUGCAAGUGCGUGCUAAUGAAAAUGCAAUGUACAUAAGGGCUGGAGAUGGUUUAUGAGGCUGUCACUGUUAGCUCAGUGGGGAUUUAUUCUGAGCUAGAACUGACUUUUUUUUUUUUUUUUUGUAACAUAAAGCUUAUGCAGAAGCUGGUCACUAUGUUUAAUGAUAUGCUUCUGUCUUUUGGCAGUUUACAAGUAUAAUGAUGUGUUACAGAAUAGGGAAAACACUUGCUGUGUGUUGUAAUUAAUCAGCAUAUCUCUCUGGAGUUGCUGUGGUUAAAGGGAGAGUGUAAUGAGUCAGAGGGCUGAGGUUUUAUUCCUGCCACUGUCACUGAGUCUUUGUUGGGCAAGACGUUUAAUCUUGUGUGCCUCAGUUUCCUUAUCUGUAAAAUAGGGAUGGUAUCAACCUCCCCAACAAACAGGUAAGGUGCUUUGCUUUGUGUGGCCAAAAAUUUCCAUUAUAUUAACCAAUCACCAGUAUCUCACUGUGCCUCGUAACAUUGCUCCCAUUUUGUAUUGUGCCUCAUUUAAAGCUGUUUGUUGAAGGAAAGUGGGACUAACUCUGUCCCGUGCUUUUUAGCUGAGUUGACUUAAACUGAGAUAGUAAAGAGUGAUGGAAGAUGGCAAGUUUCUAAUGAGUUAGCUCUCACUUUUCAUGCUUGAUUUCCAUGUUUGAACUAUCUUGUCUUACAGUUGUUGGUUUUUUUGUUUGUUUGUUUGCUUGUUUGUUUUUUACCUCAGGUGAAAUUUCUAGUCAAUAAAAGCAUUCCAGUGGUUGCCCUUCUUCCUGAGAAUAAUAUUUUGUUGAAUUUUAAAGUGGUUAUAUAUCAUCAUACUGGAUUCACUGAGCACAGUGUGUUCCAUUUGGAAGGGCCUGUCUCAGAAAAUACCCCUCACUGUUGCUCCUUUCUACUAUGGGAGUGUCUUUUCCAACAGCCCAAAAUUCACCACUGGGGUCAGUUGAUGCAAAAUAUUUCUGGAGAAGGAGCCAAACAUCUGAGGGAGAAGACUCUUUGGUCUUCAUGCUCGCAUCUGUUCUGGCCAUGAAGCACAUGAGAGAUUAAAACUGAUGAACAAGGACAAGAGUUAAUGAUAAGCUAGAGAUCUGAGGGUGCCUCCUGCAAAUAGGAACAAGGCCAAGAUAGUGGUUUAUCAAAGGAGCUGUGAUCAGGUGGCAUGCUGAUGAACAGAUUGAUGAUGGAAAGGCUGUUUCCAUCAGGCUGUAGAGUGGAUACACUCAAUUGUUGUUUCCUGGAGGUGAUAGUGGAAGGAUAAAGGACGAAUUCCAGUCUCCUGAAUUCACUCCAGAUGAAAUAAGGUGUGACAGAGAGCAGAAUCUGGACUGUUCCAUAGUGUGUUUAGAUCCCUGAAUAGAGCAAUAAAGCCAAAUAAUAAAUGCACAUAUUCAGCCAAUGUUUCAAGAGGAUCCAGAGUUCCAGUAUUUGUACAUAUCCUAUUAUCUGAACACACAUCUGUUCCAGGAGUUGUAAUAACAUCACAAAGGGCUCUUUUAUGCUGUCUGACCCCAUGCAUAAUGCCCUGAAGCUGAGCAUCAUGAGGCUGCCAGCUGGCAAAGGGAAUCUGAGGCAUGCAGCAGCACCCAUGAAAUGCAGCUAUAUUUAACAGAAUAUCAGGGUCCAGAUAAUAAACAGUGGUGGGGGACAGGGAAAAGGGGAAGUAUUUUUUUGUAACAAAGUAAGAAAGCAUCUUCUUCCCUGAUUUUCAUGCAUUUCCUAUUUAUAUAAAGUAUCUUGAUCACUGCUGCUGCUAAACAAGGAGAUUUUAAACUGGGAGAAAGAGCAAAUCUGUACACAAUGAAAGAACUGGUUGCUGUUCCUUUUGGACACUUUUUCUGUAUUGUAACUUGUGUGGAAAUGUACAGAAUAAAAGUGAAG
Lagopus muta (rock ptarmigan) is the source of this 13881-nucleotide messenger RNA. RefSeq names its product diacylglycerol kinase iota (gene DGKI). Gene Ontology annotation, cellular component: nucleus. Gene Ontology annotation, molecular function: ATP-dependent diacylglycerol kinase activity; protein binding. Bases 281 to 3193 code for a protein of 970 amino acids. The transcript has 34 exons. NCBI's taxonomy places the organism in Eukaryota, Metazoa, Chordata, Aves, Galliformes, Phasianidae. The record is from RefSeq and is a predicted model, not a curated record. Gene Ontology annotation, biological process: regulation of synaptic transmission, glutamatergic; diacylglycerol metabolic process; intracellular signal transduction.